AGCCUCAGCCGCCUCCGAGCGGCGGGAGGGAGCAGCCGGUGUCUCCGCUUCGCUAGGCGGGCCACUUUCCCGCGACCUCGCAUCUCUACCCCGGGCGGAGAGCUCCCCCUGCGCCCCUCCGGGUACCCCUGGCUCCAACCUCUUCCAGCGACAUGGAAGAAUUUUUACAACGUGCUAAGUCCAAACUGGGUUAUUACUGUAACUCAUUUACCCUCGAACAACAAAGAAGUACAGGAAGGGAGAGAGAAAAGUGCCCACGCCACAGUUCAGAGUGCAGGCGGAGGUGUGAUCCUUACAAUGAUCUAACUAAUCGAAGCAAACGCUUGGAGAAAGUCCAUGUGGUUAUUGGACAUAAAUCAUGUGACUUGGAUUCUCUCAUUUCUGCCUUCACAUAUGCUUACUUUCUAGACAAGGUCAGUCCACCUGGGGUUCUCUGUUUGCCAGUGCUGAACAUCCCAAGAACUGAAUUCAACUAUUUCACCGAGACAAAGUUUAUUUUAGAAGAGCUAAAUAUCUCUGAAUCAUUCCAUAUAUUCCGAGAUGAAAUUAAUCUGCAUCAGCUAAAUGAUGAAGGGAAGUUAUCUUUAACACUUGUUGGCAGCAACGUGCUGGCCAGUGAGGACAAAACUUUAGAAUCAGCAGUUGUCAAAGUCAUUAAUCCAGUUGAGCAGAGCGACGCUGGACUUGAGUUCCAAGAGUCUUCCUCCUCCCUUGUGGUGAAAGAGAUUCUCCAGGAGGCUCCCGAGCUCAUCAACGAGCAACUGGCUCAUCUCCUCAGAGGUAGCAUCCUCUUCCAGUGCCUGACCAUGGAAUCAGAGAAGAUCUCAGAGAGACAGGAGGAAAUCCUCUCCAUCCUGGAAGAGAAAUUUCCUAAUUUGCCUCCGAGAGAAGACAUCUUCAAAGUUCUGCAAGAGACCCAGUUUAGUGCUCAGGGUUUAAGUAUGGAGCAGACAAUACUGAAGGAUCUAAAAGAAUUGUCAGAUGGAGAAAUAAAACUGGCCGUUAGUACCGUGAAUAUGACCCUUGAGAACUGUAUGUUUCACAGGAAUAUCACCAGUGAUCUGAAAGCAUUUACAGACAAGUAUGGUUUUGAUGUCCUCAUCAUCUUGGCCAGCUACCUAUCGGAGGAGCAGCAGCCGAGACGACAGAUUGCUGUAUUUUCUGAGAACCUAGAGCUGUGUGGUCAGAUUUGCUGUGAACUAGAAGAGUGUCAGAACCCCUGCCUAGAACUGGAGCCCUUUGAGUGUGGCUCUGAUGAGAUCCUGGUGUACCAGCAGGAGAACCCUUCUGUGACUUGUGAUCAAGUUGUUCUCCUUGUUAAGGAAGUCAUCAAUCGGAGGUGUCCAGAGAUGGUCUCCAACAGCCGGACGUCGUCCACAGAAGCUGUGGCAGGCAGCGCUCCGCUCUCCCAGGGGUCUUCCGGGAUUAUGGAGUUGUAUGGUUCUGACAUAGAGCCACAGCCGAGCUCUGUAAAUUUCAUAGAAAACCCUCCAGAUCUCAAUGAUUCUAACCAGGCUCAGGUGGAUGUCAACGUAGACCUUGUUAGCCCAGACAGUGGGUUGGCCACCCUUAGGAGCAGCCGUUCAUCCAAGGAGAGUUCAGUUUUCCUCAGUGAUGACAGCCCAGUGGGAGAAGGUUCUGGGCCUCACCACAGCGUCCUCCCAGGGUUCGACUCCUAUAGCCCCAUCCCUGAAGGGGCAAUAGCUGAGGAGCAUACACGGCCUGGAGAACACAACGAACACUUCGACCUCUUCAACUUUGACCCGACACCCAUGGUUUCUGGGCAAUCCCAGCCAUCUUCCCAUUCUGCUGACUUCUCCCCAGCAGAUGAUUUCUUCCCCAACAGUGAUUCAUCAGAAGGACAGCUCCCCACUGGGCCUAAAGGACUUGAUGAGAUAGAGGUCAACAUGUCUAAUUACUCAUCCAGUUCACUUUUGUCAACGGCUGGCAAAGACAGCCUUGUGGAAUUUAAUGAGGAGUUUGUCCAGAGACAAGAAAGUCCCAGGGAUAACUCUGAAAGAAGUUUGAACCUGACAGAUUUCGUGGGAGAUGAAUCUCCUUCACCAGAAAGUUUAAAAAAUAUUGGAAAAAGAAUUCCACCGACACCUAGGAAUAGCUUUGUAGAAAGCUCACCAUCCACUGAAGAACAAACCCUAUUCUAUCCAGAAGAUACAAGCCAAAAUGCAGCUGACACAGGCCACACAGGGCCACCUCAGUCCCGUGCGAGAUGCAGCAGCUGGUGGGGGGGCUUAGAAAUUGACUCUAAAAAUAUCACCGAUGCAUGGAGUUCCAGUGAACAGGAGUCUGUCUUCCAGAGCCCUGAGUCAUGGAAAGAUCAUAAGCCAAGCCCAGCUGACAGGAGAGCCUCAGAUUCUGUGUUUCAACCCAAGAGUCUUGAAUUCUCAAAAUCAGGUCCCUGGGAGUCUGAAUUUGGUCAGCCUGUACUGGGUAGCAGAGAGAAUCAAGAUCAAACUGAAGAAAACUUGCAGCUUCAAAAUCUGCCCGCUGAGAAAUCACAUUUACCAAAUGCGUCUCCUCAGGGAACAAACCACCUAAUAGAAGACUUCUCUGCUUUGUGGCAUUCUGAUCAAUCUCCCACAGCAAUGCCUGAGCCGUGGGGAAACCCCACAGAUGAGAGUGAACCAGCAGCUGUAGGCACAUUUCCUGCAUGGAGUGCAUUUAGUAAAGAAGGUGACACUAAAGCUUUGAAAAAUACCUGGAAUCUGCACGCAGUGAGUGGUGAAAUACCUUCUGUGAUGGACCCGAAUGAGUGGGCCAUGGCAAAAAGCGGAUUCUCUUUUCCUUUAGAAGAUCUAGUGGACAAUUCACCCAGUGAUGCAAAUAAUGAAGCAGCUUCAGAAAUCUGGGGCAAGAAGAACAAUGACUCCAGGGAUAUUAUCCUUGUAUCUGGAAAUGCCAGUUCUAAUCUGGAUCAUGCGUGGAAUCAUUCUAAGCCACCAAAGGAAGAUCAGGACGGUUUAGUGGAUCCUCAAAUUAGGGAGAAGGUGUAUGAAAAGGUAGAUUCCUGGAACAUUUUUGAGGAGAGUAUCAAGAAAGGAGGAUCAGACAUUCUAGCUCCUUGGGAAGAUUCUUUCUUAUCAUACAGAUGCGCUGAUUACAGUGCAUCCAACAUAGGUGAAGAGUUGGUGACUUCCCCCUUAGAUACCAGCUACUCCACCUCUGACUCUUAUCCAUCACCAACAUUUGCUGGAGAUGAAAAAGAAACUGAAAACAAGCCAUUUGAUAAAGAGGAAGGUUUUGAGUUAAAAGAUGCUAACUCCACCACAGACGAGGCCGAAAUGCCUCCUCAGUCACCACAGCAACCAUCUAGAAAUCAAAUUAGUUCAGGUCCUGGGAACCUAGAAAUGUGGGCUCUUGCAAAUAACAGUUCUGAAAUACAUGCCACUUACAACCCAGAUAAAGAUUUCCUCCAGACCGAGCACAAGUACGAUAAGAACAUCUCCAUGGAGGAUGACAUUGGGGACAGCAGCCAGUCCAGCUAUGAUGACCCCAGGAUGAUGCAGCUAUACAAUGAAACCAACCGACAGCUCACACUCUUACACAGCAGCACCAGCUCCCAGCAGGGGGCACCUGAUAACCUCGACUUGUGGAACAGAGUGAUUCUGGAGGACACGCAGUCUACCGCGACCAUCUCAGAUAUGGAUAACGAUUUGGACUGGGAUGACUGCAGUGGGGGUGUGGUGAUCCCCUGUGAAGGUCAAGCACAAAGAUAUAUGACUGAAAGUACUGAACCGGAAACGCGAUUUUCAGUGAGACACCUAGAACCGUGGAGUGUGGAGUAUCCAGAAGCAAAUCAGGUAGACUGGGAACUUCCUGCCUCUUCCGAGCCCAGCAAGGACAUUGCUCCUAAUGAAUGUCACAUACUAAAUGAGAAAAAUGGACAGCUUAUUGCGGACAGCAUUUGGGAUUCCGUUGUGAGAGAUAACGACAUGUCAUCAUUAAUGUUACCCAGCCCAUCACAUAUUACAAAUUCAGAACAAAGCAGAUCAACUCCUGAAACUCCUGACUCAUCAGAAAAAGUUAAGGACAGUGACAUCCCAGAUAUGCUUGAUGUCUCUGGAGCCAGUCAGUCAGAAACACUUACACCUGACCCUAACAACCAGGAUGAUGCAGCAUCUUUGGCCACCAGGCUUGAGAACCCAGGGCAUUUUGCACAUUCAGAUCUAUGGAAAGGUCAAAGCAAUGGACAAAGUGGAAUUGAGCAGGAAGCCCAUGGAGCCUCUGAUAGGGAGUGCAUUGGUGAGGAGGAGGUGAUAAGCUCUGAGGUGGAUACCGCCUCAGGGAGUUCUGGAAAAGGGGAAGGUGACCAGGAACUCUCUUCUCCACUUACAUACGAGCAUCAAGAAAUGUGCAUGGAAUUAGGCAAAAUCAGCUCUCCUUCAGUCACUUCUAGUCCUCAGACUGAGGAACUAGAGGGGGUUUUAGAGCAUGAGAAAGGAGCUUACAGUCUGGAUUCCCAUGAUGUUCAAACAGGAAUGUCUACAAAUAACCCUCAGGCAGAAGAUACCUAUGAAAACCACCUCCUGAACCACAGAAAUUUGAGUGAGGCUGCUGAAGUUUCAGGUAGGAUGAAUUCAACAGAAAAUACAUCUUUAUCUGAAAUGGAUCUUGAAAAAACAGAGAAAUGUAACAUUCUGGAGCCAGAGAGAAUGAAUGAAGUGCCACCUCAUGAAUUUUCCCAAAGCUCUGACAUUUGGGAUAGCCCUAAAGAGAACUAUGUGCAGGACAAUUGUACAAGUUCUGAGAUCACUGAGAAUCUUGAAGUUAGGAGUACUGAAAAUAGCCUUCCAGGAGCUAGUUCAUCUGGAAAUUAUGGCAAAGGUAGUAUUUCUAGUGAGUAUACACAUUCAAGUGCAUCGAGUCCAGAUCUAAAUGAUUCUUCAGCAGCAUUGCUUUCCUGGAGACACAUGUCCAACACUGAGCAUAAUAGGAAAGAGAAUCAAGAUGAUGGGGGUGGACAGAAUCACCAAGAAUCUGAAGCAAUUCCCACUGAUGGCCAAGUAGAAUUAAUUCCUGAAAUGAAAGACCUGGAGAAAAACAGAAUGGAAGAGUUUGAAAAGAGCUUUGAGCACAAGAUGCCUAUAUUUUUAGAGAUUUGGAAUUACUCAGUAGAUGGUGAUUCCUUGUCCUCUUUAUCCAGUCCUGAAACAGGAAAAUAUUCUGAAUAUUCAGGUGCAUAUCAGGAAAGAAAUCUUGUGGUUAGCCAUCAAGAAAAAAACGAUCGUGACAUUCCUGAAACUAUGCAGGUGGAGGAUGCCAUGUUCAUUUCAACAAGCUCAGGCUCUGACGAUGAUAGUACAGAUGAUGAAGAGUCAGUGGAGAAAGAGAUCCAUUUGACCACUUGCCAAGAUGCUCACAGUGAAUCUAGAGCUUGGAACUCGAUGAAUGAAUCUAAUCAGUUCUUGACCACAGCUGAUCUCAACGUUCAGAAAUAUUCUGAACAUAUAGGCAGUUCAGAACCAGCAGAAAAUGAGAAUAAAUCAAACUCAUUUUAUGAUGAUCAACAAAGCAGUCCUGAUCACUGGAAUUUCUCACCACAAUUAGAUUCAUUGAAUGAAUCUAAUAAGCUCUUAGCCACAGCUGAACCCAAUGUUCAGGAAUAUUCUGAAUAUAUAGGCAGUUCGGAACCAGCAGAGAAUAAGUCAGACCAAUUUUAUGAUGAUCAGCAAAACAGCCGUGAUCACUGUAACGUCUCACUGCAGUUAGAUUCACUGAAUGAAUCUAGUAGGUUCUUGGCCACAGCUGAUCCCAACGUUCAGGAAUGUUCUGAAUAUGUAGGCAGUUCAGAACCAGCAGAGGAUGAGAAUAAGUCAAAUCCAUUCCACAACAAACAACAAAGCUCCCCUGAUCAAUGGACUUUCUCACCACAGUUAGAUUCACUGGAUGAAUCUUCUAAGUUCUUGGACAAGGCUGACCCCAAUACUCAGGAGUGCUAUGAAUAUGUAGGCAGUUCAGAACCAGCAGAGGAUGAGAAUAAGUCAAAUCCAUUCCACAACGAUCAACAAAGCAGCCCUGAUCAAUGGACUUUCUCACCACAAUUAGAUUCAUUGGAUGAAUCUAAUAAGUUCUUGGCCAUAGCUGAGCCCAAUGUUCAGGAGUAUUCUGAAUGUAUAGGCAGUUCAGAACCAGCAGAGAAUAAGUCAGACCGAUUUUAUGAUGAUCAACAAAACAGCCCUGAUCCCUGGACUUUCUCACCACAGUUAGAUUCACUGAAUGAAUCUAGUAAGUUCUUGGCCAAGGCUGAUCCCCACGUUCAGGAAUGUUCUGAAUAUGUAGGCAGUUCAGAACCAGCAGAGGAUGAAAAUAAGUCAGAUCUGUUCCAUGACGAUCGACAAAGCAGCCCUGAUCACUGGAAUUUCUCACGAGUAAAGGAGACUGAGCUACAGAUUACAGCAGUGGAUAGGGAGACAAAAUCUUCUCCAGAAGCAGUGAAGACAGGAGAUACUGCAUGGCAAAUGUCUCCCCAAACUCAACCACAGACUGCUGAUAAUUCUAAAUUGGAAAUGCUUGGCUUCUCAGCUGAGAGUGAUGAGUGGUGGACUGCCUCUCCACAGGAAGGAAGACCAAUUGAGAGGACAUUUGAAGGGGAGCUAUCAAACUCAAGUGAUACGUUAGAGAUGAAUUCUUCAGUCUACCAAAAUGUGGAUCCCUGCAAAGUAUACAUUCAUGGUGAUGCUGAAUCCAUGGAAACCCAUUGUACUAAUUCUUUCAAGGAUAAACAUCAGUCUGCCUUUCUGGAUAGUAAUGAGAAGAACUCCCAUGAGCAGCUUUGGAACAUUCAACCAAAAGAGCCAGACUCAGAUGCUGAUGAGCUUAACCAGCUGGAAAUAUUGGACCAAAUUAAAGAAAAGGAUUCAAGAGAGCAAAUCUUAAUGUCUUCUGCUGGUGAUGAACUCACUUUUGAAACGCAUACCCAAGAGCAGUGUCCAGAUACCAUGCUGCCAUAUGGGGAUCAGCCAGACCCAACAUUUACAGGUGAAAAUGAAUGUGUUGCAUCUCACGUUUCAACUUUUGAGUGUCAAGAGACAAACCGCUGGGAACAAGAAAAAUCGUACACCAGUGAAAUUACAAAUUCAAGCAUUGCCUCAGAAAAUGUCCCUGUUGUCAGUUCUCCUACCCAAUUGUUAAAGAAGGCAGGCUCAGAAUGGAAUGACUCUACCCCUAGUGAGGGCCUUCAAGGUACGUUUGUUCCAGAUAUUUUACAUGGCAGUUUCCAAGAGGGCGGGCAGCUGGCCUCAGCUUCGCCUGACUUGUGGAUGGAUGCAAAGCAGCCCUUCAGUUUGAAAGCAGAUGGUGAGAAUCCUGACAUACUGACUCACUGUGACCAUGAUAGCAACUCACAGGCUUCCAACAGCCCUGAUAUAUGUCAUGAUUAUGAAGCAAAGCAGGAGACUGAGCACCAUAGCAGUGCUCAGAUGGGACCUGAAGUGGAAUCCGGUGAGUUAAAUGUUACUGAACCAAAGAUGGAUGAAGAGCCCAGUCAGGAUCCUGGGCAGGAAUUUGUCCCGUACAAUUCAAGACUAUAUUCUGAAAAUGCCAUUCCACUGCCUACAAUCAGCAAACAAGCAAAGACAAGUGGCAUGUCUCAGCCUGCCUCUCAUAAGGUUUCUCUGGAACCUUCUGAAAUAAAUGAUGAAAAUGAUAUAGAUUUACAAGCGUCAGAAAUAGGAACCAGCUCAGAUAUAGUACCUGUUUUGGAACUUUUUGACAGAACAAUCCCAGUGAAUGAAAAUGUGGGAACCAGUAUUUUUGUGACUCACCCAGAGCCAGGUCUGGAUGGCAAUAGCCAUUUGAUAUCAGAGGACUUUGCUCCUGAAAAUAAGAGAGAUGUAAGGGCCUUGCUUGACUAUGAGCAACCUUUUGCCGCUGAGGGUCCUGCCUCAGUUACUGACACUCUGUUGGUCUCAGACAUGUGUCUGGAUGUAAGCGAAGCUGCCUUUGACCACAGUUUCAGUGAUGCCUCAGGUCUCAACACAUCCACGGGAACAAUAGAUGACAUGAGUAAACUGACAUUGUCAGAAGGCAAUCCUGAAACUCCAGUUGAUGGGGAUGCAGGGAAGCAGGAUAUCUGUUCAUCUGAAGCCUCGUGGGGUGAUUUUGAAUAUGACGUGAUGGGCCAAAAUAUUGACGAGGACUUAAUGAAAGAGCCUGAACACUUUCUUUAUGGUGCUGACCAUCCCAUGGAGGAAGAUGUCCUGAAGCAACCUCUGGCACCAUACACACCUCCCUUUGAUUUGUCCUAUCUCACAGAACCUACCCAGGGUUCUGAAAAGACAGAGGAAGCGGAGUCUCCAAAGGAUGAAUCUUUAGGGAGUGAAGCUGCAGAGCUAUUGUUUUCUGCCCUGCCUGAUAGAAGAGGCAAGGAAAACCACACAGAGACCACAAGCAUACAGCCUGGACUACAGCUGGUGGCGCUGCAUAUUGAUGAAGACUCUGAGUCCCUUUCUUUGCCUGUAAGAGAAGGCUUGGAUGUGGAGUUGUCUCCUUCCAACGAUGUUGACUGGGACGUAGAAACAGAUUAUUCUUAUUCACCAGCAGGUGGAGACAUAGGACCAGCAAAUGAUGCCAACAAGAGGAUAUUAGACUUGAAAGAAGAAAAAAUAAUUCCUACCAAAGACCCUGAGCAAUUAAAAUCAGAAUACAAGGAAGAAAGUUGCACAGAGCAGAAUGAAGAUCAUCAUGCACUACACAUGGAUUACAUACUUGUAAACCAUGAAGAAUAUUCGCCUCAGAAGCCAGAGGCCUGUGAAGCAAGAGAAAGCACGUUUGAAUUAGAAGACUCUCACACAAGUUCUGAAGAAAUGGGGCUGUCAGGAACUCAGUUAACAAGUUUCCCAGACACAUUUAAGUCAGCCUCUUUAAAUGAAAGAAAAGACCAUUCUUCAGAGAGAGUAGUUUCCAAAUAUGUUAAGAGAUCUUCUCCUGAAAGCCCUGGGCAAGAUCAGGGUUGGAUGGUCUUGGGCCACAAUGAGGUUGGUGAUCCAACAUCAGAAGGAGGUUCCAGUCAACUGGAAGCCAGGAUCUCAGGGUCUGGAUGGUCUGCUGAGGCUAUGGAGCCAGCUUCAGAUCCUAGCCCGGGCAAGGGUUACCAGACGCAGGUUCUGGGAGAAGUGAAGCCUCCAGAAUCUUUAGUGUUAGAGGAAGCCUCUGGUCUGAGCAGCCAAUCAAGGAAGACCAAGAGCCGAGGUGGUGCUGGGCCGGAUGCUGUUAUACUGCAGGCUGUUGCCCAUGACAAUGAAUGGGAAAUGCUUUCACCGCAGCCUUCUCAGAAAAACAUGAUCCCUGAAGCGGAAGUGGAGGAGGAGACAGAGUUCCUUGAGCCCAGAAAAAGGAAACCAAGAACAAAUGGACUACUGUCAGAGGAUGUAGGAAUGGACACCCCUUUUGAAGAGGGAAUGCUGAGCCCCAGUGCUGCAGACAUGAGGCCUGAACCUCCUAAUUCUCUGGAUCUCAAUGGCGCUCAUCCUCAGAGAAUCAAGCUUACAGCCCCAAAUAUCAACCUUUCUCUGGAUCAGAGUGAAGGGUCUGUUCUCUCUGAUGAUAAUCUAGACAGUCCAGAUGAAAUUGAUAUCAACGUGGAUGAACUCGAUACCCCUGAUGAAGCAGACUCUUUUGAAUACACUGGGCAUGAGGAUCUCACAGCCAACAAAGAUUCUGGUCAAGAGUCAGAGUCUAUUCCAGAAUAUACGGCAGAAGAGGAGCGGGAGGACAACCGGUUGUGGAGGACUGUGGUGAUCGGAGAACAAGAGCAGCGGAUUGACAUGAAGGUCAUCGAGCCCUACAGGAGAGUCAUUUCUCACGGAGGAUACUAUGGGGACGGCCUAAAUGCCAUCAUUGUGUUUGCCGCCUGUUUUCUGCCAGACAGCAGUCGGGCGGAUUACCACUAUGUCAUGGAAAAUCUUUUCCUAUACGUAAUAAGUACUUUGGAGUUGAUGGUAGCUGAAGACUAUAUGAUUGUAUAUUUGAAUGGCGCAACCCCAAGACGGAAGAUGCCAGGGCUAGGCUGGAUGAAGAAGUGCUACCAGAUGAUUGACAGACGGUUACGGAAGAAUUUGAAAUCAUUCAUUAUUGUUCAUCCCUCUUGGUUCAUCAGAACAAUCCUUGCAGUGACACGGCCUUUUAUAAGUUCAAAAUUCAGCAGUAAAAUUAAAUAUGUCAGUAGCUUAUCAGAACUCAGUGGGCUGAUCCCAAUGGAUUGCAUCCAUAUCCCAGAGAGCAUCAUCAAUAUUGACCUGAAGCUGAAAGAAAAGCCCUAGUUGACCGUGGCUGGAAGAAGAGGAUGCUUUUCUGCAUCAUGAUCCUGUUGAAUCAUAUCUACCUGGAAGGGACAGGGCUGAUGUUAUUUUUUGCCACUUUGCACUACCGGGUGCCAUUCUAAAUUUCUAAGGGGAAAAACAGUAAUGGAAUUUGUUUACUCUUAACGUGUUUUAUGAAAUUGUGUGUAUUUUCCUAUUUUGCCAAUUAUGUGCCUCAAAGAUUUUAGUUGAACCUUAGCAAGAAAGUAGGGCCUUCCAUUCUGAUAUUUCAUUACCCUGUGGUGCAGUGGUAUUUUGUCCUUUAGAUCAGAGUUUACCAAUAGGACAAAUUUAAUCCAGUAAUAAGUGUGAGUGGAUUUGUCCCCAUAGAUUAGCUAGGCUUUUUUUUGGUGAUCAUUUUAGGUUAAAGUACACAGGAAAAUUGUCUACACAUAACUCUGCCUUUAAAAUCCUGAAUUUGCUUAAGAUAGACAGGAACUAGAUAGGUGUGAAAGCUAAGUAUCAGCUUUGUUAUCAUCUACAUGAAUCUUCUCUAACUCCUCAGAGGGAAGCCAGUCUUCCUAAUGCAGGUCGGUUUUACGCUAAUUAUCAAAUUGGACACCAAUCUGUAUGUGAAUGGGUCUUCUUAAAGAUUAUCAUUUCUUCAAUGAACAGUAAAGACCUCCACACGGAGAAAUUUAGGAUUAAUGCCCAUGUUUUUGGUAGUUAUCUGUACUUCAAUCCAUAAAACUAGGUCAAGACAUUGGUCUUUUCUUCCCAGCAUCUAAUGGCCAAGGGCUCCCUAGGUGUAACGGAGCCAACUCAGAAAUUCACUAUUUGGUUAUGCUCGGUUAUCUGAAUUUCUCUCUCACAGGCAUUAUAAAAAGUAAUCUGCUUUAAAACACUCCAGUCUGAUCACAGGUUUAAAAUUAAGUGUGAGUAUAUACUACUAUUUACAAAAUAUUUCCUUUUUGGUCUCCAUAUGUCCUUUAAAAUGCUAACAUAACUUCAGAUCUGUGGACCUCUAGCACAAAGAUUAGCAAGCAACACCCAAAUCCAGUUUUUGUAUGAUCUGCAAGCUAAGAAUGAUUUCAGCAUUUUUUGGUGGUUUUUAAAAACCAAAACAAGAAUAAUAUUUCAUGACUGACAAAAAUUCUUCGGUUUUCAGUGUUCAUAAAUAAGGUUUUAUUGGGACACAGCCAUGCUCACUUAUUUACAUAUUGUCUCUGGCUACUUUUGUACUACACAGGCAGAGCUGAGUAUUCGUGACAGAGUCCACAUGGCCCACAAAGCUUUAAAUAUUUACUGCCUUUGUAGAAAAAGUUUGCUGACUCCUGCACUAGCACCUAAUCUCCUCCCUCCGUUUUAUUUAGAUACUAUUUUCCCUAACUGAAGGACAAAUAAGACUGCACACUAAUUUCUUUUUAAGAAGUGAACAGGUAGCAGCUAUGUUUUUAUCGACAUCCACAGAGAGUAAAAUACAUGGCCUUCUGAAAAAGACAAGAGGCCCCUAGCCACAGAAGCACUGCUCAGGAUGCGUUUGCAGGAUUCAAGGUGAAGCCUUCUUUGAAACAACUCUUUAACCGUUUGCAUGUGUUACUGAGGUCUUCACCUUACUCGUGGAACCAUUUCUGAGUCUCCAGUAUCACCUGUGACAAACAAGCUAGCAAAACUAAAAAUGUUAUGGAGUCUCAUGCUGGUAACUUUGUUAGGAAGAGCCAUCAGGGACACCUUGAGCCUUGGGUGUAAUGAACCCUGAAGCCCUUCAAAGCAGACACCUUUGCACAGCUGACUGAGUUUCACUGACCUCAUUUGCUUCUUGUCAGUCUUUCACUCACCCUCCACACACGCUCACGCAUACGCGUCAGCUCUCUCUUCCUUGACAAUGCUAAGCCAUAGUUAACCUAUAUUCCCUCCUUGGCCCCUUUCAACUUAAGUAUCUUGUGGAACUGUGUUCUUUUGGGUCUCCACCCUUAAAGCAUCUGGUUUGCCUGAUACGAAAACUCUAGACCCCACCCUCUGUCGCAGCCCACCUAUACCUUUGAAAGCCCAAAUGAUUCCUCUCCCAGAGCUUAGGUGUUGCCAUAAGUACAGUGACCCAAUAUUCCAGUCUGCAUACCUGUUUGUAACUGUUGCCCUGGUCUAAUUAUUAAUAACACUCCCUUUUGCUCUCAGUAAUGUCCCAUUUGGGAAGAUAAAUUACAUGAUCACCCUAACCACAGGAAGUAAUGAAGAACCCAGUGUUCCAUUUAGUGGUGCAAGCCUGGGGACAUAGGGGAGUUGUUAAAGCCAAUCAGACAAGGAGCAAUCUCACCAUUCACAUUUUCUGUCCUGCCUGUUUACGGAAGACUACUCAGCUAGUAUGCUAUUUGAAGCUUUGUCUUCCUACACAGAAAUGAUGAGUGUCUUUCCCAAUCCAUGGUUUUGUUUGGGCUGUGCUCUGGGCUGUGUAACCAUUCUGAUAUUUAGGCAUCUGCUACUUUAUUGUCUCUUAAAAAGAGAAGUUAAUUGCACGUGCUAGAGAAAAUCCACCAUGUAAAUUCAAUCCAAAUAAAUAGAAUCCUAGAGGAAUCCUGAAAAAAAUAAUCCCUAAGCAGAUAGGUAGACAGCUGUAAACAUUCAUGUCAUCCAGCUAUCUAGCUCCUGCAUUCUGAGCAUUCUUGCUUUGGUUCUGACUUCUGGAAACUGCUUUGCACUCUUCCUGUAGUUUGCAGUUAAGCGAACCAAGGGGUCGUUAGGGCAAAAGGAUUGUUUUCCCAAAGUGACAACUGCUCUUCAUGUAGCUCCUUGAUUAAGUGGAAGAACAAAAAUCUGCAGGAAAGAUAUUGUCAAGGAGUGAGAAAAGUUUGUUUGAGGGCAAUUGCUGAGUGUGGGAAGAAAACCCUAAGAUUCCUUUCGAAGCCAUACAAUGUUUUAGCAGGUCACCCUCUAAGACAUACUUUGGGAUGUGUGAGGAAGUCACUACACCUAGCCGUCAUUAUUAAGAUAUAUUUUCAGUAUUCAGUUAUGGUACUGCGUUUGCAACUCUCAUCACAAUGCCUCAGUAGUUUGCUCCCUUAGAAACACUUAGAUGUGCACAAAUUAAUCUUUUAUAUAUUUAAAGGAUUUUCUACCAUGUAUCAGAUUGUGCCGAAUAUAGUAUCUAUUAGACCUUGUUUGGGUAAAUAAAUAAAUUCUCCAUAAAUAGUGUGGAUUAAUAAUAUAAAGAUAUGUAACAACACAACGUAUAUAUAGCCUCUCUGUAUAAUUCAGAAAUAAAAAUCGAUUCCACAUUUCAUGGCUUCCUUUCUUUGCGUUAGCAAGAAUCGCUCUGUAGCUUCGCUUUAGAACAGGUUUAUCUGUACAUCAUUGGAGCAGGGGUGGUGCAGUGGUAGAAUGCUCACCUUCCAUGCGGGAAACCUAGGUUCGAUUUCCGUCAAUGCAGCUCAUGCAUAGCCAUCACAAGGGUUCGAUCCCCAACUGAUCAUAGGACUGGCGCGAGAGCGGGCAGCGUUUUUAUGCUGUUGUGCAUGGAGUCGCCAUGAGUCGGAGGCCAACUUUGGCAACUAACAACAACAACGAAAAUGGACAUCAGUCUAGCUUGGCACUUGAGGACAUUGUAUAAAUGUCGACUUUCUUUGUCA
Molecule: messenger RNA, 13879 nt
Organism: Trichechus manatus latirostris (Florida manatee)
Lineage: Eukaryota; Metazoa; Chordata; Mammalia; Sirenia; Trichechidae
Gene: PRUNE2
Product: prune homolog 2 with BCH domain
Exons: 19
Coding region: 153-10277 (3374 amino acids)
Biological process (GO): apoptotic process
Cellular component (GO): cytoplasm
Molecular function (GO): pyrophosphatase activity
Source: RefSeq, a predicted model, not a curated record